Molecule: messenger RNA, 1653 nt
Organism: Nelumbo nucifera (sacred lotus)
Lineage: Eukaryota; Viridiplantae; Streptophyta; Magnoliopsida; Proteales; Nelumbonaceae
Gene: EXL5
Product: EXORDIUM like 5
Source: RefSeq, a predicted model, not a curated record
GAGAGAGAGAGAGAGAGCAAAAUGCAGCUGUCACCAGCCCAUUCCCAUCCCGUAUUCGUUUCUUCCCCCUUUUUAAACCCUUCUGCUCUCACUCUGCCCCUCACGCUCGAACACCGGGACCAGGACCUGAAGCCCGAAAAUGGCGGCCUCACUUACCUUCCUUCUUCCUCAUCUGUUCCUCCUCCUGUGUCUCCAACUCCAAAGCAGCAUCAGCAUAGCUGCUCCUGCAACACAAACCCUUAACCUCAGGCCAGAAUACUACAAUCCACAGCUCCCAGCCCAUGCGCUCUCCUCCUCCAACAAGUACGAGGGCUCUUCCGACCUCGUCAACCUCCGCUACCACAUGGGUCCUGUCCUCUCCUCUCCGAUCAACAUCUACCUCAUCUGGUACGGCAAAUGGGCUCCAUCUCAGAAGCUCCUCAUCAAGGACUUCCUCCUCUCCAUCUCCGCCAACCAUCGGGCCGCCCCUUCGCCGUCCGUCUCCGGCUGGUGGAGCACCGUAUCUCUCUACACGGACCAGACGGGUGCCAACAUCUCCCGAUCGGUCCUCGUCGCCAGAGAGUACGUCGAUCACCUUUACUCUCACGGGACUCACCUCACCCGUCUCUCCAUCCAACAGGUCAUCGCCAAUGCGGUUAAAUCCGCACCCUUCCCCGUCGAUCACAAGAACGGAAUCUACCUGAUACUGACGUCCAGCGACGUCAGCGUUCAGGAUUUCUGCCGGGCGGUGUGUGGGUUUCACUACUUCACGUUCCCGUCCAUGGUGGGGUACACGCUGCCCUACGCUUGGGUGGGGAAUUCGGGUAAGCAGUGCCCGGAAGUGUGUGCGUAUCCAUUCGCCAUUCCGGGUUACAUGGCGGGAGGUGGGCCGGGGUCGUUGAGGCCGCCGAACGGGGAUGUAGGGGUGGACGGCAUGAUCAGCGUGAUCGGUCAUGAAUUGGCGGAGUUGGCGUCAAAUCCAUUGGUGAAUGCAUGGUAUGCCGGGGAGGAUCCGACGGCCCCGACGGAGAUUGGAGACUUGUGCGAGGGUUUGUACGGGACGGGAGGAGGGGGUGGGUACAUAGGGCAGGUGAUGAAGGACAGAGAAGGGAGGACGUUUAAUCUGAACGGGAGGAGGGGGAGGAGAUUUCUGGUGCAGUGGAUAUGGAGCCCCGUGUUGAAAGCCUGUGCAGGUCCGAAUGCUUUGGACUGAGUGAGGGCUGAAAGUGAUUAGUUUAGAUGUAUAUGUUGUAUUGUUGUAUUGUUCAUCGCUGAACACUCGUGAGUCGUGAGUCGUUAGUCGUCACCACAGACCACAGUACAUGAGCGGUCGACCGAAGCAACCUUAUGGCACUCUCUCUCUUCGUCCCUUUGCUCCAGGGAUUUAUUCUUACUUUUUUCUUUUGUAUUUACAUUUAUAUAAUAUACUUCUUAUAAGUUAAGAUACUGAACUGGUAGGGGAAGAAGGAAUCUCUGUGUUUUGUUGUUCUUUUUUUAAUUAUUAUUUUUUUUCUAGAAGACUACCGGAGAAAUCUAAAAUUACAGCCCAAUCUCCAUAAUCUUGGGGUUAAGAAUUUUUGAGGUGAGCUGAAUAGUUAUUCUUCCUUACUUAAAAAAUAAAUGUGUAAAGAGGAUGAAGAUAUAUAUGUACGGUAGCAUUUUUAUUUUGAUUAA